Acanthochromis polyacanthus (spiny chromis) is the source of this 1449-nucleotide messenger RNA. RefSeq lists its product as uncharacterized. Lineage: Eukaryota; Metazoa; Chordata; Actinopteri; Pomacentridae. The coding region runs from base 89 to 1396 and encodes 435 amino acids. The record is from RefSeq and is a predicted model, not a curated record. The transcript is spliced from 16 exons. Gene Ontology annotation, molecular function: protein binding.
GAUCACAGCGUGCGUCCCUGAGCGUAAAUGACAGAAGGCUGGAGGACCGUCUCUCUCCAAGGACAGGCUCUGAUUACAGCUGCUCAACAUGGCACCCAGAGACCCUCUGCUCGGCACUCUGAAGGUGUGCGUCCUGAACCUGCAGGGUGAUGGGGAGAUGGUGACAGAGUCCAACCCUCACCUCGCAUCCUGCUGUGAGCUCCUAGAGCUGAUCCUCAGGAAGGGGCUCCAACAGCCAGUUCUCAGUCUGGUACACAGAGAUUACUGGCAGUGUUUUGAACAACUUCCACACCAAGAUAUCUGUGGCAGGCUGUCUGCUCUGUCCUUGGCAGUUGAGCAGACCAGAGUUUGCAGGAAGCUGCUUUCAGCUCAGGGUCGAGGUCGCUACCUGCUCAGACUGGCCCUCAGCCGCAAGACCCUGCCACAGUUCUUCACACACCUGCUGCACACACCCAGAGUCCUGGAGUGGUACAGCCCAACUUUAUCUAUUCUCAGGAAUGAGGAGUUUGUGGAGCCUUUCAUGUCGCUGCUGCUGGUCCUGUCUCACAUGGAAUUCAAACUGGACAUUGAGAACUGCAGUUUUCUAGAUGAGAGCUGGCUUCUACCGGUGUGUGAGCUGUAUGAAGUGGUGCCCUGUCGGGAGGUUGGGAUGGUUCUGAGGUAUCUCAGUGGGCGUGUCUUCGUCCUGGACCUGAUGCCUGGCAGUCAGGCUCACGUCGACAAGUUCAUCUCUCCUGGUGACAUUAUUGAUGAGAUCAAUGGGACCUCGCUAAGAAAUUCUAAAAAUGGGCAGGCAGGUUUGGUUUUGUCUCGGCUGAAGGGCUGCCCUUUGACCAUCCGUGUUAUGAGGUGGAGGGCCCAUGAUGGAACAGUGUAUCGGCCCCUUAUUAAACUCCUGCGAGCUCUGAGGGCAGAGAACCCCACUCUGCAGCUCGGUCCGGCUUCCACCGAACAAACAUCCAGUAAAGACCAGAAGCCUCUUCCUUCACAGUGUCUCAAAGAGGGAAGGAUUGUGUACAUUGUGCAGUUCUUGGGAAAAGCAAACAUCGGAAUGUUUGGAGGCAAGGAGGUGCUGCAGCAUGCAAUCCCUCAAGUGUUGCAGAAAAACCUGCCCAGCAAGGAUGUGCUCUUAGAUAUGAAGGAAACACAUCUGACGUGCACAGACAGGAACAGUAAACAGGAGCUCUUUGAACAUCAUUAUCCAGAGAUUUCAUGUGUAGGGAGAUUUUCUCAACCAGACUACACAAUAUUUGCAUUCUGUGUGGCAUACUCUCCAGAAACCCCUCAGUCCACAGGCUUCUGCUGUAUGGUCCUCAGAGCCAGCACUGUCAAGGAGUGUGAGGAGAUAGUCUGCCGUAUUGCUACUGGUUUUAAACAUACUGAAUGGUUUGUAUAACAAAUCAACUGUGUUCAACUCAUGUUAUAAAUAAAAUGCACGAUGAAUCAGUG